Stomoxys calcitrans (stable fly) is the source of this 843-nucleotide messenger RNA. RefSeq names its product trypsin. Lineage: Eukaryota; Metazoa; Arthropoda; Insecta; Diptera; Muscidae. Gene Ontology annotation, biological process: proteolysis. The coding region runs from base 1 to 765 and encodes 254 amino acids. Gene Ontology annotation, molecular function: serine-type endopeptidase activity. The record is from RefSeq and is a predicted model, not a curated record. The transcript has a single exon.
AUGUUGCGUUUCGCAGUAGUUUUCGCUUUGGCUUGUUGUGCCUUAGCCGGCACUGUUACCGAUGAAUUUUAUGGCCGUAUUGUCAACGGUAAGGACACCACCAUUGAAAAACAUCCCUAUCAGGUGUCUUUGCAAACCUACUCUGGUAGCCAUUUCUGUGGUGGUUCCAUUAUCAGCGAAGAUAUCAUUGUGACCGCUGCUCAUUGCAUGCAAUCCUAUACCGCUUCCCAAAUUAGGGUACGUCUUGGCUCUACCGAAUACAACAAGGGUGGUGAAUUGGUGGCUGUCAAAGCCUUCAGAUAUCAUGAGGGCUACAACUCCAAGACAAAGGUGAACGAUAUUGCCGUCAUUAAAUUGGCCACUCCCGUCAAGGAAUCGUCCAGAAUUCGUUACAUAGCUAUGGCCACCAGAACUCCUCCCACGGGCACCCAUGCUGUUGUCACCGGCUGGGGUACCAAAUGCUUUUUGACCUGUGUCAGCCUGCCCAAGACUUUGCAAGAAGUUGAAGUUGAUAUUGUGGAUGAGAAGGCUUGUGCUUCCAGUGAAUACAAAUAUGGAUCUCAAAUUAAGGAAACCAUGGUGUGUGCCUAUGCUGUCGACAAGGAUGCUUGCCAAGGUGAUUCAGGUGGUCCCUUGGUUGCUGAAGGCAAACUGGUGGGUGUUGUCUCCUGGGGUAAUGGAUGUGCCAAGUCUGGCUAUCCUGGUGUCUAUGCUGAUGUUCCCUCCCUACACCUCUGGGUGGAGAGAACCGCCGAGGUAUUGUAAAUUAAUGAAAGCUGCCAAAAUUUGAUUAAAAAUGAAACAAAAACGCUGGUCAAAAUAAAAAAACGUUCCUGUUUAUUU